CCGGGCUGGAGGUUUCAGUGCUUUACAAAGCAGAAGUCACUCGAAAGGGAUUUGCUAGGGUGUUGAGGUGUUGUUAGGUGUUGGAAUUUGUGUAAAUGUGCCACUUUGAACACCGCUAAUCAUCAAGGUUUCUUACAGCAACGUCCAUUGACGUUCACAGCGUGCAAUCCAGCUGUUACCAUGGCAAUUCUGUUUGCCGUGGUGGCCCGUGGAACCACCAUCCUUGCCAAGCAUGCAUGGUGUGGUGGAAACUUCCUCGAAGUGACGGGACAGAUCCUCGCCAAGAUCCCAUCAGAGAAUAACAAAUUGACCUACAGCCACGGCAGCUAUCUUUUUCAUUACAUCUGUCAUGACAGAAUCAUAUACCUGUGUAUCACAGAUGAUGACUUUGAAAGGUCACGUGCGUUCAACUUCCUUAAUGAGAUCAAGAGGCGCUUCCAGACAACCUAUGGGUCGAGAGCACAAACAGCCCUGCCGUACGCCAUGAACAGCGAGUUCUCAUCUACGCUUGCAGCACAGAUGAAACACCACUCAGACCCACGGGGGUCAGAUCGCCUUACAGAAACACAGAUGCAAGUGGACGACCUGAAGGGUAUUAUGGUCCGCAACAUAGAUUUGGUUGCUCAGAGAGGGGAGAAGCUGGAGUUGUUGAUUGACAAGACUGAAAAUCUGGUUGAUUCUUCUGUCACAUUUAAGACCACAAGUCGUAACCUUGCCAGAGCCAUGUGCAUGAAAAACCUCAAGCUGACUCUUGUCAUUGUGCUGGUGUGCCUGGUGGUCCUGUACAUUAUCGUCUCUGCUUCCUGUGGAGGCCUUAGCUGGCCGUCUUGUGUCAAAUGAGACCAUGGGCCAUAUGUGGGAGGUCUGGAAAAGAUGGAGAGAGAAGUCCCUGUUUGACUGUGUUUGUCAAUGGACAGAAAAGGAAAUACAACGUCCCGUGCUUUAAGUUUUUUGCUUCAGCUUGCCUGGACACCCGCACCCGCUCCUUCCUCCUAACAGUGCACACAUUGACUUGCCUUCAAGAUUGGAAGUUCUACUAGAUAGAUAUCACUCAAAUGGACAGCAGCUCCAACUAAUGCGGCACCAUUAUCUUGUCUUAAACUAGUCUGCCUGAGGUUUCAGUUUGCGGCACUGUCUUGUAUUUGUGUAUUCCAUUCAUUCAAAUAGAAACAAUGAACCCCAAAGUGAACAAAGUAUGACUUUAUCCAUAGUACAUGCCUGUUCAUAAAUGUGCACAGAAACCUUUCCUAUGGAACACAUACGUUUCAGAGAUGGGGUGCAGAUCUACCAUUAUGCUGCCCUUUGUCCUUUCGUUAGGUCACCAAAUAUUAUUAGGAUACAGUAGUGUGAAAAAGUGUUUGCCCCCUUCCUGUUUUUUUUUUUUUUUCAGGACUGUUUCAUCACCCUUAAAUGUUUCAGAUCAUCAAACACAUUUAAAUAUUAGUCAAUGAUAACACAACUGAAAUGAGACUACUUAUUAUUAAGGGAGAAAAAAAAUCCAAAUCUCCAUGGCCCUGUGUGAAAAAGUGAUUGGCCCCCAUUAAAGCAUAGCAACUGAGAUCAAAUGAGAUCUAUCAGUAUGGAAAAGGUUAUAAAGCCAUUUCUAAAGCGUUGGGACUCCAGCGAACCACAGUGAGCCAUUUUUCACAAAUGGAAAAAACAUGGAACAGUGGUGAAUCUUCCGAAGAGUGGCCAGCCAACCAAAAUUACCCCAAGAGCGCAGCGACGACUCAUCAAGAGGUCACAAAAGACCCCACAACAACAUCCAAAGAACUGCAGGCCUCACUUGUCUCAGUUAAGGUCAGUGUUCAUGACCACCAUAAGAAGGACACUGGGCGGAAACGGCCUAUAUGGCAGCGAUCCAAGACAAAAACCACUGCUGAACAAAAAACCAGUAAGGCUCUUCUUAAUUUUGUCAGAAAACAUCUUGAUGAUCCCCAAGACCUUUGGGAAAAUACUCUGUGGUCUGACAAGACAAAAGUUGAACUUUAUGGAAGGUGUGUGUCCCAUUACAUCUUGCGUAAAAGCAACGACGCAUUUUCAGGAAAAGAACAUCAUACCAGCAGUGAAAUAUGGCGGUAGUAGUGUGAUGGUCUGGGGCUUCAGGACCUGGAAGACUUGCUGUGAUAAAUGGAACCAUGAAUUCUGCAGGACAAUGAUCCAAAACACACCAGCAAGUCCACCUCUGAAUGGCUGAAGAAAAACAAAAUGAAGACUUCGGAGUGGCCUAGUCAAAGUCCUGACCUGAAUCCUAUUGAGAUACUGUGGCAUGACCUUAAAAAGGUGGUUCAUGCUCGAAAACCCUCCAAUGUGGCUGAAUUACAACAAUUCUGCAAAGAUCAGUGGGUCAAAAUUCCUCCACAGCGCUGUAAGAGACUCAUUGCAAAUUAUCCCAAACGCUUGAUUGCAGUUGUUCCUGCUCAGGUUGGCUCAACCAGUUAUUAGGUUUGGGGGCAAUCACUUUUUCACACAGGGUCAUGUGGCUUUCGAUUUUUUUUCUCCCUUAAUAAAAAGUUGCCUUUAAAAACUGCAUUUUGUGUUCAGUUGUGUUAUCAUUAACAAAUAUCUAAAUUUGUAAGUGUGACAAACAUGCAAAAAAAAUUAAGAAAUCUGGAAAGGGCAAAUAUUUUUCACAUCACUGUACAUGUAAUGUUUUUUCACCAAUCGGUAAUAUCAGUGAAUGCAGUAAAACAGAAAAGAGUAUGAGAAAAUGUACACAUGAUUAUGUAUGUAAUAUAAAUAUCUGGCAUGUGAUUCUGAUGAUUGAAAAGAUUUUCAUGUAUGACCUCUUCAAGUCUGUCUUUAACACAAUGCACUUUUUAUGAUGUACUUCUAGUGUGUUCAUGGUGUGUUAAUAUGUUGAUAACCAUGUACCUAUUUAAUAAUUGUACAUCCUGAUUUGAAAUAAUAAAAAUCUGAUUAAAUUAAUUCGUUGAUGCUUGCACCAGUGUUAAAAAAAAUGACUUUUGGUUUACAUCUUUAUCGAGUGACUUACACCUCCCCUACUGGAAA
Messenger RNA from Dunckerocampus dactyliophorus (ringed pipefish), 3012 nucleotides. RefSeq names its product synaptobrevin-like 1 (gene vamp7). The transcript is spliced from 8 exons. The coding region runs from base 181 to 840 and encodes 219 amino acids. Gene Ontology annotation, molecular function: SNAP receptor activity; SNARE binding. Gene Ontology annotation, cellular component: membrane; SNARE complex. The record is from RefSeq and is a predicted model, not a curated record. Gene Ontology annotation, biological process: exocytosis; vesicle fusion. Lineage: Eukaryota; Metazoa; Chordata; Actinopteri; Syngnathiformes; Syngnathidae.